AUCAUGAUGGAUAUUAAACUGGAACAGCUGAAGACAGAGCUACGGAUAUGCACCGCCUGCGGGGAACCGAUUGCCGAUAAGUACCUUUUCGAUAUUGAUGGCUGUGCCUGGCAUGGAUCGUGUUUGCGAUGUUCCGUCUGUUUAACGCUGCUCGAACGACAACCCUCGUGCUACUUUCGCGAUCGACAAGUCUACUGUCGGACGGAUUACGUCAAAAUGUUUGGCGCCAAAUGCUCGAAAUGCUGCCGUACGAUAGCGGCCUCGGACUGGGUACGGAAGGCGCGUGAUCUCGUGUUCCAUUUGGCCUGCUUUUCCUGCGACACAUGCGGCCGGCAGCUCUCGACCGGCGAACAGUUUGCCCUGAUCGACGAUAAGGUGAUGUGCAAGAUCCACUACAUGGACACGGUGGAAGAUGGAUCGAACUCGAGCGAUGAUGGGUGCAGCAGCGAUGGAUACAACAAGAACAAAUCGAAACGCGUCCGGACCACGUUUACCGAGGAGCAGCUGCAGGUGCUGCAGGCCAACUUCCAGAUCGACAGCAACCCGGACGGGCAGGAUCUCGAGCGGAUAGCGCAGCUGACGGGGCUGAGCAAGCGGGUGACGCAGGUUUGGUUCCAGAAUUCGCGUGCCCGCCAAAAGAAGCACACCCACGUUCCUAGAGAAGGUGAAAUGAAUCCAUUUGCGAGGCAUAUCAACCUGCAGCUUUCGUACACCUUCCAACAGGCCGGUGUUGUCCACAAUCCACUACACAUUGGCGCUGGGGGAGGUGUACUGAGUGGGUCCCCCUUCGCCAGCAAUGGUACCUUUGGCAGCCAUCAUCACAACAAUAAUAAUAAUAGUAGUAGUAUCAACAAUAAUCAUUCGUCAAAAUCGUCCGUCUAUAGUACGCAUGAUUCUUCACUGGAUGAGCUAUCGGAAGACUCGGCGAUACAUUGCAUGCAGAGUGAAGCUUAGCGAAGGA
Messenger RNA from Anopheles maculipalpis, 961 nucleotides. RefSeq names its product LIM/homeobox protein Awh-like. Gene Ontology annotation, molecular function: DNA-binding transcription factor activity, RNA polymerase II-specific; RNA polymerase II transcription regulatory region sequence-specific DNA binding. Bases 4 to 954 code for a protein of 316 amino acids. The transcript is spliced from 6 exons. Gene Ontology annotation, cellular component: nucleus. Gene Ontology annotation, biological process: neuron differentiation; regulation of transcription by RNA polymerase II. The record is from RefSeq and is a predicted model, not a curated record. NCBI's taxonomy places the organism in Eukaryota, Metazoa, Arthropoda, Insecta, Diptera, Culicidae.